Cynara cardunculus var. scolymus (artichoke) is the source of this 551-nucleotide messenger RNA. Its product is annotated as protein NUCLEAR FUSION DEFECTIVE 6, chloroplastic/mitochondrial-like. Bases 44 to 343 code for a protein of 99 amino acids. The record is from RefSeq and is a predicted model, not a curated record. Lineage: Eukaryota; Viridiplantae; Streptophyta; Magnoliopsida; Asterales; Asteraceae. Gene Ontology annotation, cellular component: mitochondrion. The transcript has 3 exons.
AGGGUUAAGACGCUGGUUGGUAGCUUCGCGAGUCUAAACAACAAUGGCGUCCAGUUCAGGAAGACAAGUUCUUCAGAAAGCGAGGUCGUUCUUCAGCUCAACACGUAAACUUCAAUCUCCGUCAAACCUUAAUGGACUGUCGCCGGCGAGUACUACUCCAUCUUCUCGCCUCUCUCCUCGCCGGAACCCUCUGUUCUCCUCCAGGGAACCAGUCGAGUUGGCUUGUGCGCAGUCUCUGAUGCCUCUUCAUUCUGUAACUGCCUCAUCGUUACUCAAGUCGAUGUUGUCUUCCAAGGUCGGCCAGUGGAGUUCUCUGUCCGAAGGAUUUGCAACACCACUAUAACAUGGCCUCCACAACAUGUAUCACAAAAUAGAUGAAAAAUCUGGUGGGAAUGAUGCAAACUUGAAGCUGAUUCCUAUUUCCAAAUAAUCUUCAGAAUUUAAUGUCUCUUUGUAAUGGAAUUAAAUCUAUGCUUCCAAAUUUUUGUGACAUUAAUUGUUGUACAUUCAUUAUACUAUUUUACUGAACCUACUCUACUCAUUACAUUAAA